Molecule: messenger RNA, 3577 nt
Organism: Nothobranchius furzeri (turquoise killifish)
Lineage: Eukaryota; Metazoa; Chordata; Actinopteri; Cyprinodontiformes; Nothobranchiidae
Gene: tom1l2b
Product: target of myb1 like 2 membrane trafficking protein
Biological process (GO): signal transduction
Cellular component (GO): membrane; endosome
Molecular function (GO): phosphatidylinositol binding; ubiquitin binding; clathrin binding
Source: RefSeq, a predicted model, not a curated record
CCGUUGUAGGCGGGGUUUAGGCACGUUUUCCCAUGUAUCAUCAUCAUCAUCAUCAUCAUCAUCCUAUGGACUGACUUGUUUGUUGUUGAUGAAGAUGGAGUUCCUUUUGGGGAAUCCUUUCACUACCCCCGUUGGCCAUUGUAUCGAAAGAGCUACCGACGGCUCCCUGCAAGGUGAAGACUGGACUCUUAAUAUGGAAAUCUGUGAUAUCAUCAAUGAAACAGAAGACGGACCAAAGGAUGCCAUUAGAGCAGUCAAGAAGAGACUCAAUGGCAACAAGAACUAUAGGGAAGUGAUGCUGACUUUAACGGUUCUUGAAACGUGUGUGAAGAACUGCGGCCAUCGUUUUCAUGCUUUAGUGACAAGCAGGGACUUUGUUGAUGGCAUACUCGUUAAAAUCAUCUCUCCUAAAAAUAACCCACCUACAAUCGUCCAAGAUAAAGUUCUUGCCCUGGUUCAGGCGUGGGCUGAUGCAUUCAGGAGCAGUCCAGACCUCACGGGCGUGGUUCAGGUUUACGAGGAGCUAAAGAGGAAAGGCAUUGAGUUCCCCUCGUCUGACCUGGAGACCCUAUCGCCUAUACACACACCUCAGCGGGCAGCUUCUGCUCCAGUGGGCGACUCAGCUCUCCACAAGCACAGCAGCAUGACUAAACCUACAGCGCACACUGUCCCACCAGCCUACACCACCUCUCAGGUUCCCAACAUUCAUGCAUCAGGAUCCAUCAAUCCUACCCCCGAACAGAUUUGUCGACUACGCAGCGAGCUGGACGUUGUUCGUGGAAACACUAAGGUGAUGUCAGAGAUGCUGACUGAGAUGAUGCCGGGUCAGGAGGAUUCUUCAGACUAUGAGUUAUUACAGGAGCUGAACAGGACCUGCCGAGCCAUGCAGCAGCGGAUAGUGGAGCUCAUCUCCUGUGUUUCUAACGAGACGGUUACUGAAGAGCUGCUGCACGUAAACGACGACCUCAACAACAUCUUCCUUCGUUAUGAAAGGUAUGAGAGGUUCAGAUCUGGGAGGUCCUCGGCUCAGAAUGUCAAUAACGGAGUCCUCAGUGAAGCUACAGAGGACAACCUCAUCGACCUUGGUCCGGGCUCCCCGGCGGUGGUUAGUAACAUGCCGAACGCUGCACCAACCAGCUUACCCCCAAACUUAACAACCCCUGCAGGGAGACCCUCCUCCCCCGCCACCCUGGCCUCCCGUCUGGCUGGUCUAGACAUGGGCGCAGACAGUGUGAGCAGCACCCUGAGCUCCCUGGGCAGCUGUAAACCUCCACCUGCACAAGACGACUUUGAUGUUUUCGCUCAGACCAGGACUGGAGCCAUCUCUGAGACACACAAGACUAAUACAGCAGAGAACAGAAACGCUGCUAGUGCUGGUCCUCCUCCCACUCUGGAUGUGCUACAACAAGCUGCAGGAGGGGGUGCUGGACGCCAGUCCUCUGUCAUGGAUGACAUAGAGGAGUGGCUGUGUACCGAUGUGAAAGGAGAUGAAGGUGAAGAAGGAGUCACCAGCGAAGAGUUUGAUAAGUUCCUGGAGGAGCGAGCCAAAGCUGCUGAGGUGACCCCUGGUCUACCGUCACCCCCAAGUGGCAACCCGGGCACAGCGCAGGGAACCCCCAGCCGGAAGAAACCAGAUAGACCUGAGGACACGCUGUUUGCCAUGUAGACCUCACCGUUGUCCUCUCAUCUGCCCCCCCGCCUUAGACCUGACCAGCUGAGCAGCACCCGAGGCCAGACUCGCCUGCGUUCCAACCUAUCCCAACACUAGAUCUGAUUUUUGUACUUUAUAAAAAGAGAAUAAGCUCUCACUAGGAAGAGAAAACCAAUGCUCUGCUGCCCAACUGGUGUCAGACAGCAUCUUCAUGGGAAAAGAUUUCCCCUCAGGCUGUUGUGGACUGCAGAGCUUCAUGUUGCAGCUAAAAUAUUUAGUUUUAUUAACAGGAAAAGAGGACUCUUGACAUAAAUCCUCAAACCAACAGCAGGCUUAAGAAUACUUUAGUUCCACCUUUAAAAAACAAUGGAGAACAAAGUGCUCGUACCUACAGGGGUCAUGUUUGGUGUUUGUCUGCUUCUCUUUGCUUACUAGUCCACGCUGAUUUGUAAAUCUGUAAAUGACAAAUGUCGAGUUUAUCAGUUUGGUGUAUAUUUAAACUACAUAUAUGAGAAAAAGGUAAUUUAAUGUACUUUUUGGAGAGUUUAUGUCCUGUUUCCUUUCGCUGUGGAGACGUUACCUCAUCGGGGUGUGUGUGUGGGGGUGGGUGGGGGGUCAGGAAAAGGGAAAUGUAUUUGCAGACACUACGGUUAAGAUGAAGAAGGGAUUUAUUUUGCCGACUGGGAGUUGAUCUCAACAGAUUUGUGGAGGUGAUUUAGCUGAGUUGCUCUGAAGCUGCUAUCUUUCGUUGUGAUGUCAUCUCCUGCGAUGCUGAGGAGGUUUGUGUGGUUGUGGAUUAAAAACAAAAGAGCUCACAGGGAUUUUCUUUUUUCAUGAGUAGCUUAAGACACAUGCUGUUAGUUGUCAGUGACUGUAUAUUUUAAUCUCUCUCUGUUGAUUCCACUGUACGUCUCUGUCCUAAAGUUGUGCUUAAAGGACCAAAUAUGUUUAUUCUGAAUGUGGAAAUACAUAAUCUGGCUUAUUUCAAACUAGCCCUUUUCCAGAGUUUUAAUGAGAAUUCAUUGUGAUGCGACAGAAUGUGUGUGAUUUUUUUUUCUUUCCCCCUGUCGUUUUCUUUUUACAACUGACAUCUUUAAAGGCCAGACCUUUCAAAAUGACAUUUGUUUGCAGAAAUGAGCUCGACGCCUCGCUACAAAUGAGACAUUUUAAUCUUGACAACAGUAAACGCGACACGUUACACAAGAACAACAACAAGCUCCAGACAUGCUUCACCUUGAUGGCUGCAUUACCUUCCAACACGUACUGUAUAUGGGCUAGGUGUAAUUAAUGAGAAGUGUUGGAGUUGAGGUGUAGAAAUAAUUGAUCCCGCACUGUUUUUGUUUCUGAUCAGUAUUUCUGAUUAACCUUAUUUUUGAACAAUGAGGACAGGGAUGGGACGUGAUGGUGCAUGUGGUUUAAUGUUAUUAGCUUUUGUUUAUGGUGUUGAGAGAUUUUUCUUUUUUAUACAUUUUUGUUGGUUAAUGCAUCUUGUUUAUGAUUUUGUUGGUGGAAACUAAAAUGAACAAACAAAGCAGGCAGUUCAUCACAUACUGAGUACCACAUUUUCACAUGAAGAAUAUAUAUUUGUAAUCAUUUUUAGUAUUUUGGGCGGUGUAUUUAGACCAGAGCAUUAACACAAUCGUGAGACACUCUUGGCAAAACAUCAACAUUGCACAUUUAGAAAAUUAUUUCCUUUCCCAGUUUUUUGUUUGUUUGUUUGUUUUUUGCUUGUGUAUGUGUGUGUGUGUGUGUGUGUUGCAGGAGAACCACUUUUGUGACAUUAAAAGAUGCUGGACAAAAAAUAAAAUGCAAGUCUGCAGUUAUGUGUAUUCAAACGUUCAUGAGUUGCCUCGUGUUUCAUUUCUCUUUGUGUUGUUUUGAUUUCUGCAUGAACUCGAAAUAAAGUUGAACAAUGUGUGCCCUGCA